AUGCUACCUCCUCACUUCAUUGUCCUAUCCUCCCUCGUCGUGGCAGCCAAUGCUGCUAUCGGGCCUUCGGCUACUCUCACCGUCGGCAACGCUCAGCUCGCACCUGAUGGCUACUCUCGAGACACGACGGUCGUCAAUGGGCAAUUUCCAGGACCCUUGAUCACAGGCAAUAUGGGAGAUACAUUCUCUUUGAACGUCGUCGAUGCUCUGACGGACGGCGCGCUGGACACGGUCACCUCUAUUCACUGGCAUGGGCUCUUUCAACACACUACGAAUCAUGCCGACGGCGUUGCGUUUGUUACCCAGUGCCCGCUUAUCCCGAAUGAGUCUUUCCUUCAUCAGUUCAGCGUGCCCGGCCAGGCUGGAACGUUCUGGUAUCACAGCCAUUACAAGACGCAGUACUGCGAUGGAUUACGUGGCCCGUUGGUUAUCUACGACCCCAAUGACGCCCAGGCUGACCUUUACGACGUCGACAAUGACGAUACAGUCAUCACGCUUGCGGACUGGUAUCACUAUCUGAGCACCGUCGCGCCCCCAGGAGCAGCGCAUCCAAACACCACACUCGUGAAUGGGCUCGGACGAUAUGCGGGCGGGCCUCUCACCGACCUUGCGGUUGUCAAUGUACAAGCCGGCAAGCGUUACCGAUUCCGCCUUAUCAGCAUCUCAUGCGACACAUACUUCACGUUCUCUAUUGACGGCCACCAGUUUAGUGUCAUCGAAGUUGACGGGACGGCGCAUCAACCCCUUCUCAUAGACUCUCUAGAUAUUCUCGCAGCACAGCGCUACUCACUUGUGAUGGCCGCUGAUCAACCAGUUGAUAACUAUUGGAUCCGAGCGGCUCCCAAUAACAUCGCAAGCGGCUUUACCAUUGGCACGAACAGCGCCAUCCUGCGCUAUGCGGGCGCAGGUACCAGUGAUCCUACAAGCACCAGCUCCCCCAGUCUGAAGCUCAACGAGCAAGACUUACACCCGCUCACGGACGCAGCAGCCCCCGGAGCUCCCACUCCUGGCGGCGCUGAUAUCAAUAUCGAACUAGACGUAACGUUGGCGAACAACAUCUUCUCUGUCAACGGUGUUCCCUUCUCGAGCCCUGAUAUCCCGGUUCUGCUUCAGAUCCUCAGUGGGACUCCUGCUUCGUCGCUCCUUCCGACCGGCUCCAUCUACCCCAUCGCAUUGAAUAAGUCUGUGGAGAUUGUCAUUCCGGGAGGCGUUGGCGGUGGCCCGCAUCCUAUCCAUCUUCACGGCCAUACCUUCUCGGUUGUCCGCUCUGCCGGCAAUGAUUCGUACAACUUUGUGAAUCCGCCAAAGCGCGACGUCGUGAGUAUAGGAACUUCGUCCACAGACAGGACUACUAUUCGCUUCACCACGGACAACCCCGGCCCUUGGUUCUUACAUUGCCACAUUGAUUGGCACCUGAACAGCGGGUUUGCUGUGGUCAUAGCCGAGGAUGUUCCCGAUGUCAGUAGCAUCGAUAAUCCUCCAUCCGACUGGCGCGCGCUGUGCCCGGCCUACGACCAGUACGCGAACGCCACCGGUAUUCAGAACGGGAUCAACGCGGUUCCGCACGUUGUUUGA
Peniophora sp. CBMAI 1063 is the source of this 1575-nucleotide messenger RNA. Lineage: Eukaryota; Fungi; Basidiomycota; Agaricomycetes; Russulales; Peniophoraceae. The record is from the annotation of a GenBank genome assembly.